UUCUACCUGAGCGAGCACGCUUAUCAUUCAUCGUUUACAGGAUAAGCAAUCCAGCGACCCCUGGAGCUCAUUGCACUCUGUUUGGCCACCUGGAAACUUCAGCUCCAGGAAAACAGAAACUCGUCUCACUAGCAGUGUUUGACAGACAGAAACGAAAAUGGCGCAAACACUGGCAAUGCCUGUGGUACCCUCUCUUUCUGCAAUAUGCAACGGACUCAAGAAUACUUCUCUCUCCAGCUCCAUCUCUCCCCCUGUCUCAAACCCUCCUAAGGUUUGCAGCCUCAGCAUACGAUGUGCCCGUGUUGGAGGAGUGGAGAUUCCUAAUAGCAAGCGAGUCGAAUACUCUCUUCAGUACAUUCAUGGAAUUGGCCGCUCUAUAGCUCGCCAAAUCCUUUCUGAUCUCACCAUGGAAAACAAAAUCACUAAGGACUUAUCGGAGGAUGAGCUCAUUACUCUUCGUGAUGAAGUUUCGAAGUACAUGAUCGAAGGAGAUUUGAGGCGGUUUAAUGCCCUCAAUAUAAGGAGGUUGAAGGAGAUUCAGUGCUAUAGAGGGGUCAGGCAUAUUCAGGGUUUGCCAUGCAGGGGGCAGCGCACGAAGAACAAUUGCCGGACCUUGAAGGGGAAGAGAGUUUCUAUUCCAGGAAAGAAGAAAGCUCCUCGCUAAUCAAGUGGGUUCUGUUGAUCUUAUUUAGUAUUUUGUAAUUUGCUAUUUGAAUUUUGUUAGAAUCAAUCUGCACUACUGAUGCACUUACCUGAGUCAAUCAGAUUGAGUUUCUGAUCCAUGCAAGUGGUUUUGGCAUGAUUCAAGAAUUUCCACUCAAUUUCGAUGUUCUAAAGGGUAUGGUACUUGUGCUUCAUCAUUCUUUUGACAUUAAAAUUAAUUUUUGUAUGCAAUAAUCCUGGGUGCUUGAAAAUAUACAUGAUUUGAUCCUUCUGGAAA
Molecule: messenger RNA, 940 nt
Organism: Populus trichocarpa (black cottonwood)
Lineage: Eukaryota; Viridiplantae; Streptophyta; Magnoliopsida; Malpighiales; Salicaceae
Product: 30S ribosomal protein S13, chloroplastic
Exons: 3
Coding region: 158-664 (168 amino acids)
Biological process (GO): translation
Cellular component (GO): small ribosomal subunit; ribosome; mitochondrion
Molecular function (GO): structural constituent of ribosome; RNA binding
Source: RefSeq, a predicted model, not a curated record